AUGAGUGAGUACGACACGGAUUGUUCAGACAAUACCACAAAGACUAACAUAUCAGGUCUCUCCUUCGAGACGGCCGAUACAGUUCCAUGCAAGAAGUUUGAUACAGCCUUCUUCAACAACAGCAAGUUACAUGGAUACAUGUUCUAUGAACCCUUCCACAAGCAACGCCUAAUCACAGUUUUGAAGGACUAUGACCAAUAUGAGCACCUUCUUAUUCACAGCAAGAAGAUGGAUUUUCAUGAGGAGUUUGACAUCAAGCAGAUGAUACAGUUGUGUUUGAAGAAUGCGGGACAGAAGGAUUAUCUGACUGUGACUUACUCAAAAUCAAGGAAUUCCCCAAAGCACGAUGGUAAGUUCAUCGGACGCUGGUUUGCCAACAAAUGGGUUGGCCUUCAAUACAUGCCAAGGUGCUUAAGGCAUGCACUGUGUGGGAGUGCUGGUUCAGAUUCACACAAGGACUUAUGGAUGGACCUUGAUAUGGUCAAUGCACAUCCCACAUUGGCCUUACAUCUAUUCAAGCUGUACAACCUGAACACGAAGUAUCUAGAGGAGUACAUAAAUGACCGCGAGAGAAUCUUGAGAGAGAUAAUUGAGAAGACAGAUUGCACCAGAGAUGAGGCAAAGACAUUGCUGUUGAAGAUAUUGAAUGGAGGGGCUGACAAGACAUUUAUUCCAUGGAGAAAGGAGUUCUUUCGAGAGGUCCAGCACAAUCUAGAGACAGUGAGCAUUCUUCCUGAAUUCGCCUUCAUCAGAAGGAAGAUAACCCAACGUUCCGAUGGAAAAUAUAACAUACCAGCCAAGACAGUGAAUCAGAUAAUAUGUGCAAUGGAGAACUAUAUCCUGGAGCUAUUUACCUUAAAGCUGAUAGAGGAUGGGGUGAUUCCAGCCUUCAAGAAUGGGUACAAGUGUGUAUUGAUUCACGAUGGGCUUCAAGUGCCAUGGACAGAGGAGAAUGAGGAGAGGAUGAGAGACCUGACGAAGUAUGAGGAGUUCAUAAAGCAGAAGACGGGGAUAGAGAUAAAGUUGAAGGUGAAACCCUUUGACGAGUAUAUGACGAUUAGGGAGGAGGUAGAGAACAAGUUAGACCAUCUAAAUCUAAAAACACUUGCUGAACUAUCUGAAUAUGAUUAUGAGGACGUAAAGACAGUGUUUGAACGUGAAUGCGCAAAGAUAAUGGACCCAAUAAUGUAUAUUCAAAACUCGAACAACAAUAUCGUCAUGAGGAACAAAGAGAAGUUGAAAGACGCAUUCGCGAAUAUAAAAUACAAGGGAUUCAAUGAGAGGAAGGGUACACAUGAAGAGAUGCCAUUCAUCAAUGAAUGGCUAACGGAUACGAGAAUGAGAACCUAUGAGAGGUUGGAUUUCAUCCCAGCACAGACACCAGCUAAUGUGUAUAACAUAUGGACAGGUUUUGAUGUGCCACUUGAGACACCAUUGCCUGAUGACUUUAACAUAGAGGACAAUGAUUACAUAAGAAGGUACUUAAAGCACAUAGAUAUGGUGGUUGGUUCAGAUGAGAUCUCAACUUACAUAAAAUGUUGGAUUGCUCAUAAGUUACAAAAGCCAGGCGUAAAGACAUGUGUAUGCUUGCUGUUUUAUUCCAUCGAAGAGGGAACCGGUGAUAAGUACAGCAUUGAGCUUGAAGAGAAUACAGGAAUCUACUAUGUGUUGUAA
Molecule: messenger RNA, 1674 nt
Organism: Guillardia theta CCMP2712
Lineage: Eukaryota; Cryptophyceae; Pyrenomonadales; Geminigeraceae
Exons: 3
Coding region: 1-1674 (557 amino acids)
Source: RefSeq, a predicted model, not a curated record